Ipomoea nil (Japanese morning glory) is the source of this 1051-nucleotide messenger RNA. RefSeq names its product ribonuclease 2-like. The transcript has 9 exons. Gene Ontology annotation, biological process: RNA catabolic process. The coding region runs from base 57 to 863 and encodes 268 amino acids. Gene Ontology annotation, cellular component: extracellular region. The record is from RefSeq and is a predicted model, not a curated record. NCBI's taxonomy places the organism in Eukaryota, Viridiplantae, Streptophyta, Magnoliopsida, Solanales, Convolvulaceae. Gene Ontology annotation, molecular function: ribonuclease T2 activity; RNA binding.
GUUUCCCAUCCCAUCCCCAAGCAUAACAAUCUUUUACUUGUUGCUUUUCUCUUACCAUGGCUUCUCUCCCCGCCAAACUCAUCCUCUCUCUUCUACUGUUACUCGGCAUUGCAGCUGCGCCACUAAAAGCCCAGACCCUGAAACCCAAACCCAAGAAAGAGUUUGAUUACUUCACCCUCUCUCUUUCUUGGUCUGGCACCAGGUGUUUGAAUGUUAAGGAGUGCUGUCCCACCAAUGGCUGCUGCAACCCCGACAUUGGAAGUGAAUUCACAAUCCGUGGAUUCUGGCCGGAUUACAAUGAUGGGACUUGGCCCGCCUGCUGUAAUGGUACCACAUUUAACGAAAAUGAUGAGAUCGCACCUAUAAUGCGACACUUGGAAAGGUAUUGGCCAUCGUAUUACUGCACUUUAUCCUCUGCUUGUGGCAGUCCCAAAGGAUCAAUUUGGGCUUAUGAGUGGGUGAAACACGGAACAUGUGCCUCCCCAGUAUUAUCAACCCAAUAUACUUACUUCUCCACGGUUCUAUUGUUUUACGCCACUUUAGAUGUUACGGGAACUCUGUCGAGAUCUGGAUAUGUAGCAUCGGACUCCGCUGAAUAUCCAUUGGAAGGCAUCACUUCAGCCAUUAAAAAUGCUUAUAGGGCAACCCCAGUAGUGUCAUGCUAUGGCAAUGCUGUGAAGGAAGUUCAACUAUGUUUCAAUAAGACGCUCGUGCCUCAAGAUUGCCCAACUACUGAAAGUGGGAUGCUCUCUAAGUCAAGCUCAGGUGAAUGCCCUUCAAUUGUCACUUUACCAAUAAAGAAUGUAACACCGGCGCCGGAGAAAAUGAACCACCUUUCAUUCCGCGGUGUGCUGAAUUCGUAGAUCACCAAAUGCGUGCAGACUAUCCCUUGACCUCUCAUCUGCUCAAUAAUAUAAUGUUAUGAGUUGUUGUAUCAUCAAAAUCUAUCAAAUCAUCAUCCCAAUGUAAGCACGCUCUUGUAAUGAGUGUUGUAAUAAUAAAUAAGAUCAAGGGUUCAGUCAUUAAUUAAAUACAACUACUUUAAUUUUGA